Molecule: messenger RNA, 5447 nt
Organism: Chelonoidis abingdonii (Abingdon island giant tortoise)
Lineage: Eukaryota; Metazoa; Chordata; Testudines; Testudinidae
Gene: DPP6
Product: dipeptidyl peptidase like 6
Biological process (GO): proteolysis; regulation of potassium ion transmembrane transport
Cellular component (GO): voltage-gated potassium channel complex; plasma membrane
Molecular function (GO): serine-type peptidase activity; potassium channel regulator activity
Source: RefSeq, a predicted model, not a curated record
CUGCUAAUUGCCUGGAGCCAGAAAUCAAAGCUCACUGAAACUGGGGAAGCAGCUUGCUCGCAGCCAGUGGCAUCAGGCGACGCUUUCGUCCUCUCUCCCCGUCUGAUUUUUCCCCCCUCCCUGGGAGUUUGCUGUGAGCCGAGCUGGGUUUUCACGCAUAGAAACCUCGUCAGUCUCCCUGCUCCCAGCCGCAGGGUCCUGUCUCCCCGGCUGCGAUCAGGUGUCUGUUGCGCCUUUUCAAGUUCUUUCCCGAAAAGCCACAGGGAGAUGGCUGGAGAGCAGCCCGCCCUUCCUCCCCAGAAGUGCAACGUGCUUUGAAUGAGGCUUCUCAGUUUGCAGCCUGCUCCGCUCGCGCGCUCUGUGGCACUCCUGGAAUGCGACCUCGGAGACGCCUGCCCAUCCCGGGGAGGCACUGACAGCUGGCGAUCUACCCAGCCCCCCCGGCUGCCCAUGCACACACCCCCGGACCCCAUUUAAUACCGAUCCUCCCCGGCGCCAUUAGCUGGGGUUCGGCAUAUCUGGGUGGCUUGCAGCCUUGUCUGGUGCAACAUUCCCGGGGCCUGUUCUUGGUUUUUUGUUUUUUAAUCCCCCCGUUUCCCCCCCCCCCCGCCCAAUGCUGUGGAAGCAAGGGAGAGGAAUAAAUAUGCUGUCUCCCUCCUCGCUCUGCCCUCCACGCCAGCUCCACUGAUGUGCUACGGAGAAGAGCAGAGCUCACCUGUGUGUAGCAUGCUGUAAACCCCCCCCCCCCCAACACACACACACACAAGCGUCUCUCCCACUCCCACUCCUCGGAUUGACUUGAUGGCUUCACUAUACCAGCGAUUCGGUGGGAAGAUCAACACCUCCCGAUCUUUCCCCGCGCCACCCGAGGCGAGUCACCUUCUGGGGGCUCAGUGCACCGAGGAGACCAGCGCUGCCGGCCAGACCGCCCGCCCGUUCCAGCAGGAGAGCCGAGCCCGCUUCCCGUACCAGCCCCGGAGUGACGCCGAGGAGGAAGAUGAGCUGGUGGGGAGUAAUCCUCCACAAAGAAACUGGAAAGGAAUUGCAAUUGCUUUACUUGUUAUUCUGGUUAUCUGCUCUCUGAUUGUCACCUCUGUUAUACUCCUGACACCAGUUGAAGAUAACAGCUUAUCUCAAAAGAAGAAGAUAACAGUGGAAGAUCUAUUCAGUGCUGAUUUCAAAAUUCAUGACCCAGAGGCUAAGUGGAUAAGUGAUAAAGAAUUAAUUUACAGAAACCAGAAUGGCUCUGUGAUCCUGCGGAAUGUUGAAACAAACAAUUCAAUGGUAUUAAUAGAAAACAAAAAAAUCGUCUCCUUAAAGGCCAUUCGUUAUGAAGUGUCACCUGAUCGGGAGUAUGCGCUUUACGCAUUUGACGUUGAACCCGUGUAUCAGCAUUCGUAUACGGCAUAUUAUGUCCUCAGCAAAAUACCUUUUGGGGAUCCCCAGAGUUUGUAUCCGCCCGAAGUUAGUAACGCAAAGCUUCAGUACGCUGGAUGGGGUCCAAAGGGGCAACAAUUGAUAUUUAUCUUUGAGAAUAACAUCUAUUACUGUGCUCAUGUGGGGAAACAAGCCAUCCGAGUGGUCUCCACUGGAAAGGAAGGUGUUAUUUUCAAUGGCCUCAACGACUGGCUGUAUGAAGAGGAGAUCUUGAAGACUCAUAUAGCACAUUGGUGGUCUCCUGAUGGAACCAGGUUAGCAUAUGCAACAAUAAAUGACUCCAGAGUCCCUACUAUGGAAAUUCCAGUCUACACUGGCAGCCUUUACCCUACUGUUAAAACAUACCAUUAUCCAAAGGUUGGAAUGGAAAAUCCAAGCAUUUCUUUACACGUCAUUGGUUUGAAUGGCCCUACCCAUGAUCUGGAAAUGACUCCCCCUGAUGAUCAAAGAAUGAGGGACUAUUACAUAACCAUGGUGAAAUGGGCAACGAGCACCAAAGUGGCAGUAAAUUGGCUGAACAGGGCACAGAACGUUUCUAUCCUGACGCUGUGUGAUGCUACCACUGGAGUCUGCACAAAGAAACAUGAAGAUGAAAGUGAAGCCUGGCUACACAGACAGAAUGAAGAACCAAUAUUUUCCAAAGACGGACGGAAGUUUUUCUUCAUCCGAGCCAUUCCUCAGGGGGGGCGAGGAAAGUUCUACCAUAUUGCCAUGUCAUCGUCACAGCCCAAUAGCAGCAGUGAUAACUUACAGUCCAUUACAUCUGGUGAUUGGGAUGUGACAAAGAUUUUGGCAUAUGAUGAAAAGAGACAUAAAAUUUACUUCCUCAGCACAGAAGAUUUACCAAGACGGCGACACUUAUAUAGUGCAAGCACAAAUGGAAACUUCAACAGGCAGUGUCUGUCCUGUGAUUUGAUUGAAAACUGUACUUAUUUCAGUGCAUCAUUCAGUCACAACAUGGAGUACUUCUUACUGACCUGUGAAGGGCCAAGAGUUCCAAUUGUGACUGUUCACAACACGACAGAUAAACAAAAAAUCUUUGAGCUAGAGGUAAAUGAAAAUGUGCAGCUGACUGUCAAUGAUAGGCAAAUGCCUAAAGUGGAGUACAUGGAAAUCAAGAUAGAUGAUUACAAAUUGCCAAUGCAAAUCUUAAAGCCAGCAACUUUUGCGGACACCAUACACUAUCCUUUGCUACUGGUUGUUGACGGAACACCUGGUAGCCAGAGUGUAACAGAAAAGUUUGAAGUGAAUUGGGAAAGCGUGCUGGUCAGCUCACACAAUGCAAUUGUGAUGAAGUUUGAUGGCCGGGGCAGUGGAUUCCAAGGCACUAAGCUGUUACAUGAAGUUAAAAGAAGAUUGGCCCUUUUGGAGGAGAAGGAUCAGUUGGAAGCUGUCCGGAUAAUGUUGAAAGAACAUUAUAUUGAUAAAAUGCGAGUUGCUGUAUUUGGGAAGGAUUACGGGGGCUACCUGAGCGCUUUUAUUCUCCCAGCUGGUGAAGAGAAUCAAGUAUUCACGUGCGGAGCUGCUCUUUCUCCGUUGACAGACUUGAAAUUAUACGCGUCUGCCUUUUCUGAAAGGUAUUUGGGACUACAUGGCAUUGAUAACAGAGCAUAUGAGAUCACCAAAUUAGCACACAGAGUCUCAUUACUGAAAGAUCAAAAGUUUUUGAUCAUUCAUGCCACAUCUGAUGAAAAAAUCCAUUUCCAGCAUACUGCAGACCUUAUUACACACCUAAUUAGGGCAAAGGCUAAUUACAGCUUGCAGAUAUACCCCGAUGAAAGCCAUUACUUUAACAGUGCGACGCUUGAGCAACACUUGUACAAGUCCCUUGUCAAUUUCUUUGUGGACUGUUUCAAAGUUCAGGACAAACUCCCAAUAGUCACACUGAAAGAGGACGAGGAGGAGGAUUAACCCUUUUGGUUCGUGCGAAGCACAAGGCCGUUCUUUAUACCAAUAUGCAACUGAAUCAUUUUCCUAGAGAAAGAAAUGUUAUGUUGUUAGCAUGUAUUUAAACAAAACUGAAAGCAGCUCACCUGCUUUACGGACAGCAACUCCUUCCUGAAUGGAAGAACAUUAAGCAUGAUGAACUCAGCAGAAACUGCUGUCUGACAUGAAUCUGUCACAGGCGUCACUGUCUUAUUUGCCACAAAAUGACUUCUGGAGUAAAAGGAUCUCAAGAAAUUGGACUUGAAGGACCACCCCAAGAAACUACCUUGAGGACUAGAAGGUUAAAUGGCUCUUUUGCAUUCAAGAAAUGAAGCAGUAGUAAUGAAAUACAUCAUCUCUAUUAGGGUUACCAUAGUUAGCAUCCUGUUGUGUCAGAUAAAACUUAAUAAAUGGAAAAGAUUAUAGCACAAUUAUUUUAAAGGUACUGAUUCAUACAUAUUUGCCUGCUCUCCCCCAUGUUUAGAAGACUCAUCACUGCAAUGGGACAUAUAGAUUCUAAUUAUACAAAGUAUCACUGUAGUUACACUGGUGUUUAAUUAGCCUCAUGUAAUUAAUUACUAUUUGAUAUGGUUUUUACCUGUUCCUCUUUACAUUUCAUCUCAUGCUCACCUUAUCAGCUUCACAACUUGUCAUGGAUGUGGAAGAAAACAUGCAUUGAACUAACUAGACCAGUUGCUGGGUCAUGACCCUAGAUGCGGUCAGAAAAGGCAAUCGGGGAAAGGGGGGGCGGGCACAAGAUGUUAAUUUUUUAUUACAGUGUAAAGCAAAGAAAAUCUUGUUCCCUCCCUCCCUGCAUGUGCUUAUCCUUCAAUUAUUCUCUGUUAACCUCUCCAAGCACACACACAAAUGAAUUAUUUGGGGGCAGUUCAAUGGCUUGUGUUACACAGGAGGUCAGACUCGAUGAUCACAGUGGUCCCUUCUGCUCUUGGGAUCUAUGAAUUUAGGCUUAGCUUUGAUAUAAUUUUUACUCUUCAAAGGAAAUGUAAGGGGGUUGCAAACAUUUGUUACUUUUCAUAAGUGGUCAGAAAAGAUUGUGAACUGCUGAUCUACACUCUGGUAGAGGGAGUUUGCACCAGAUACUUUGCUGAUCGUCUUGUGAAGCAUUAAAAAAGAAAAUCAAUGUGGAUAGAUUUAUUUCACAUGCUGUCUGCAGCUUACUUUUGAUUUUGGAUUCCAAGGCAAUGAUUAUCACAUUCUGCUUUUAGUGAUGUCUUCUGUUUGCAGGAGGUUUGUAAAAUCAGAGCAUCUAAAAUCAUACUGGUCUUUGCUGUGCUGGAAAAUAAUGUUUAAAACCCCAUGUGAAAAUUUUUCAGAUCUCAAAAAUCAUUUCUUCACGUCCAGUUACCAUAUCAUAAAGAUUUUGGCUAGUGUUGCUCCUUGUAAGAUAUUCUGACCAAAUGUACAGCCAGUAUUAAUAUUGUAUAUUUCAUUUUGUUGUAUAUAAAGGAAUGUAAGUCAGUUAUUUGUCAGGUCUCCAAUCCAAUAUUAGUCUUGUGUUGAGCAUGCAUGCUAUAACCUUCCUUUGCUGAUCAGGACUCUUUAGACGUACUAGCUUGGAAAUAUAUCAAUUAAUGUAAUUUCUUUUCUUGUUUUGACAACUUGAAUGUCCGCGCAGGUUUCUACAUUUUUACACAGUACUGUGGGUAAACUCACAUCCUGACAGCAAUGAUGAUGUAUCCAUUGUGUUCCUUAAAGUGUCAAGUUUUUUUUUAUUUCGAUCUCUAAGCUUUGACUGCUGGUUGUAAUUAGAUCAUCCUGGACACAAUGUUGGUAAAUCACAGAAACAAUGUAGUUUGGUUUGGGGGAUUUUCUUUAAUUUACAAUGCAUUGACAUUUUACGAACAGGAACUACAGUAUAAAGCUGCUUUAUUUGGCAGGAUGCCAAAUAGACAAUACGAAUGCUGUGUGUCCAGGUUUUACUACACUAAAUGGGCUCAAAAGUCUGAAAUGAACUGGAUUGGAAAAACAUCAAAUCUGCUCUGUCCGCAAACUUUUGUAGGAGGACAUUUAGGAUGUGGCAUGGUCGUGUUUGUUCAUCCAUGAAAUAAAACAUUAUUUUACCA